Lachancea mirantina is the source of this 2163-nucleotide messenger RNA. The record is from the annotation of a GenBank genome assembly. NCBI's taxonomy places the organism in Eukaryota, Fungi, Ascomycota, Saccharomycetes, Saccharomycetales, Saccharomycetaceae.
AUGCUGCCACCUGAAAUAAUCUAUCAAAUCCUCUCACACCAGUUCCAUGAUAUCAUGUCCAAUGAUUACCCUAGCGGGCCAGAAAAGUUCUCUUCGAACAUACAGAUUUUCUUGCGAAGCAAUUUAACCGUGAACAAAACAUUUUACCACGUAUGCAAAGUGCUAUGUUAUCGAUACGUGAGCUUCACAUCUGCCAGGGGAUUCAACAAGCUUCUCGAAACUUUAAGACAGAACUCGAAACUUGUGCAUUAUGUGCAGGUCGUAGACUUUGAGGAAUUGACGUCGAUUGGACUCGGAAGGACAGGCGAGAUGAACAAGAAUAUCAAAAAUCUGACGAGCGACACACUUCUGGAGUUUCUACAGUUGACAGGCAAGAAUCUGCGAGAAUUUCUUGCCAGUGAACACAUACAAGGCGAUAUGGAUGAGCGAAUAAUCCGGGUUUUGCUUAGUGGGGAAAAUGCUUUGAGCGUCUUCGACCUCUGCGGCUGUUCGAGACGUGAUUUCAGCGAAGCUUUCCAAAAUGCAGUAGAUCGGCUUUAUCGCAAUGGCGAAAUAAUUGCCUAUAAUUACCAACUCACUUGUUUGGGAUUACAUGAAUGUUCGGUCAUUUCUUCACACACGCUAGGAAAGCUGUUAAAAGUUCUGCCAGAACUGCAAAAACUAGAUCUUGGCCGUACAUCGAUCGACGAUCAUACUCUAAUCAAUGAUUUACCUCAUCUAAAGAAUCUCACUCAUCUCUCGCUGGCAAUGUGUUCUCAACUUACCCCAAGAGGAGUGCUCGAAUUUUUCAGUUACCACCCAUCUGCUACAGAUGAAAACAACCUGGCAACUUUCCAAUGGCUCAAUUUACAAGUUCAUCCUCAUAGUUCAUCAUGGACAGAUACACAAACAAAUUUUCUUCUUCGCAAACUCUGUCGAUACGGCCACAAUAAGACCCUGCAAUACUUAAACAUAGGCGGUAUGCCAUUGCACCAGUCAGAUGAUAGCAGUGUUGUAAAAACAAGCUACUAUUGGAAGUGCCAAAGCGGUUUGGCUACGAUCAAAUGGAACUUCCCCAAAUUAAAAGCGCUAAGCAUUAGAGACAAUGACAUUCCCGUACCGGACCUCGUACAUUUUCUGUCAGUGCCGCAGCGGAUGGAGGAUGACCUGGACUUCAAACCACCGCGUCUUAAAUUCCUUAAUGUGGCAAAUAAUGCUUACGUGAACCGCUGGUCUAUCCAAGAUCCCAUACUAUUGACGUGUUCGGAAACUCUGUCUUCUCUUGAACUUUCCUUCGAACCGUGGCAGCAAAUCGAGGCCUCCAAUUCGCGACAUGAAAUAGUCGGGCGUAUGACAAAGCCCGGUUCUUUCAUUCAAGACUUCUCUACUGCAGAAAUGGUAAAAUGGAGAUGCUUCAUCGACUCUGCAUAUGGUAGACGCUACUGGCUUUACAAAACCGAUCCAUAUUUGAACCGAGAAGAUCUCGACAGUUUUGCCAAUAUUACGCGUUAUGACUCUGAAGGAAACAGGAUUAUAGAUAUUGUGAGACAGCCGGAUUUCCUAAAAUUCGCGCAAAACAAGAUCAUGUUAGGAUGUGGAAUAGUGAGUCAAAGUAGCAUUCGGCGUAAUCUCGAAUACAGAGACGUCAAACCUCAAAUUUCUCGGUUUUUUGAUCGCGAUGGGAAAAUCAGCUCUGGCACACAGCCAGUAGCCAUCACUGUACCUCCUAUGGCUCCCGGUGGGUGGUUGAUCAUGGAAAAUGAAGAAUGGCAAGCCCCAAAUUCUGCUUCUCUACUUCCUGCUUCAUCUGACAACGAAGAUGCCCGGAGCGAAUCACCAGCUCGAGCAUCAAGCAGAGGCCUCUAUUGGGAUCGGUCAAUUCCCGACUUACCACAAUAUUUGACGACACAUGAAUCCGAUGCUGAUUACAUGGAAAUGCCCGAACUUCAACGUAGGAGAUCUCAAUUGUCAUUACUCGGAUUUCGAGCACAUAAAAAGCAUUCAGUUGUGUCCUCGUCCCUUUUUAACGAAAGAUUUUUGAAUUCCUCCUCCAAUGACACUUUGAUCAACAAACGAGAUAAUUUGUCAGAGGCUUAUCGCAAGCAUAUCGAUGUGGCUGAAGAAUAUGAAGUUUUUGGUUGCAUUGAGAGAGGUAUCUACCGAUACUACAGUCUCAAGGUUUGA